CUCUGCAAAGCGCUCCUUCUUUGGCUUGUUGUUGGGUUAAUAUCUUGCUUAUGUAUAUAUAUAUAGGUUUCUCUCUCAUAUCUGCCUAUCUAGAGAGAGAAAUAGAGGGAGAAUAAGCGAGGGGCCAGCUUGUGAUUUUCUCUUAUUGUUUCACAGAGUAAUGAUUGCUGUGCAGUUCCAACCGGAGUUUCCUAUGUUGAGAUUGAGAGCAAUUUGCGCAUGAAUAGCUUGAUCUUUGUCGUUGGAAAAAUUCGUGUAACGGUGAUGGUGAUGAUGAUGAUGAGUGCGUUGUAUAUCGUCAAGAAAUGAUAUCAAAUUCCUUCGGAUUUUUUUUUAUUUUUAUUAUCGAACUUCAUUGGCGGGAGUUUCGAGAGAGAGCUCUUCUGUUGAAGUUUUUUUUGAAGAGAAAUGGCUUGUAAUCAACCUGAAAUGCAAGAGCCGAGCAUCGACACCGAUAAGCUGAGUUACGAGAUAUUCUCAAUCCUCGAAAGCAAGUUCCUCUUCGGCUACGACGACCAGAAGCUAUGGAUUCCCAAGCAGAUCCCUCCGGCGAUCGAACCGAAGUCUGAACUACCGACUCCAAUUGAAGCCGAUAAUGGAGUCCAAGCAAUCAAAAACCAGAGAGGAAAAAUUUGUAUACUCAGCAUCGACGGCGGUCGAAUGCGAAACAUUCUAUCUGGAAAAGCCCUAGCCUACCUCGAAAAUGCGAUAAGAACGAAAUCGGGAAAUCCAGAAGCUAGAAUCGCCGAUUACUUCGAUAUCGCCGCCGGCGCCGGAGUCGGAGGGAUUUUCACCGCGAUGCUGUUUGGAACGAAGGAUCACAGCCGUCCGAUUUUCCAAGCCAACGACACGUGGAAGUUCCUGGCUACGCAGGGUAACAGUUUCUACCGAUCAUCGGCCGGUUCAGGUUCCGGAGGCGGAAAAAUGAUCAAGAAGAUCUUCCGCGGUGGUUCUGGUUCAGCAACGGCCGGUUUAGAGAAAGCGAUGAAAGAGUUGUUUACCGGUUUAACAUUGAAAGACACGUUGAAACCGGUUUUGAUACCAUGUUACGAUCUCUCAAGCUCGGCCUCUUUUGUGUUCUCUCGAGCCGAUGCUUUGGAAUCAGACAGUUUCGAUUUCCGGCUCUGGGAGGUUUGCCGGGCCACGUCGGCCGAACCGGCGGUUUUCGAACCGGUUUCGAUGCAAUCGGUCGACGGCCAGACUCGGUGCGUGGCGGUCGACGGCGGUUUGGCGAUGAGCAACCCUACUGCGGCGGCGAUUACGCACGUGCUUCACAACAAGCAGGAGUUUCCGUUCGUGCGAGGAGUCGAGGACCUUUUGGUACUUUCACUUGGCACCGGUCAGCUCCUUGAGGGAAGCUAUGACUACGACCAAGUCAAGCGGUGGAAGGCUAAGGACUGGGCUCGACCCAUGGUUCGAAUCUCCGGCGACGGCUCAGCCGACUUGGUGGACCAUGCUGUCGCCAUGGCCUUCGGUCAAAGCUGUAGCAGUAACUACGUGCGCAUUCAGGCAAAUGGAUCCAGCUUGGGACGAUGUGGGCCCAAUAUUGACUCGGACCCUAGUCCUAGCAAUGUAAAGAUGCUUGUGGGAAUUGCCGAUGAAAUGCUGAAACAGAAAAAUGUUGAAUCGGUGCUCUUUGGCGGAAAGAAGAUCACAGAACAAAGCAAUUUCGAGAAACUUGACUGGUUUGCUGGAGAGCUUGUGCUGGAGCAUCAGAGGAGGAGCUGCAGAAUCGCCCCCACUGUUGCAUUCAAGCAAGCUGCCCCAAGAUCAACAUAG
Molecule: messenger RNA, 1779 nt
Organism: Camellia sinensis
Lineage: Eukaryota; Viridiplantae; Streptophyta; Magnoliopsida; Ericales; Theaceae
Product: patatin-like protein 6
Biological process (GO): lipid metabolic process
Source: RefSeq, a predicted model, not a curated record